CCUUUUAGUGCCUGGUGGCAAGAGCUACAGUACAGCAAGAACAACGGAGAGGCCCUUAACAAAUGUUUCUUUCGUGCUGUAGGUAACUGGAAUCAGAUAUGAAAGGCAUCCGUGGUGGGAAGGUUUAAUAUUACCACACUGCUCCAUUGUAUUUGUUUAUUAGGUUGCCUGAGAUGUUCUCUGAAUCUUGGAAGCUGGAUGGCCGUAACUGGAAAAGAUCUUCCAUGCAAAAGAAACCCAUCGUUCUCAGACUUCAAAGUAGCUACAUGUUCAAGGCCCCUGGUGGCAGCACCGUUAGUUUGAACGAAGGGGAUAUUCUCCUAGUGCUGAAAAAGUCUGAUAAAGAUUGGUGGCAAGUUAAGAAAAUUGACGAUAGUGAAAAAACUAAACCUUUCCAUGCACCCUCUUCAUAUAUCAACCAAUUGAUCUUGGAGAAGAACAUAGAGCACAGAAGCAAAGACAAGGAAGGCAUCAAACAUUUUACUAGAUCACAAGAGAACUUGCUAUUUUUCAGUCCUAUUUCUUCUACAAUGGAUGACCAGUCUUACCUUAAGUUUCACUCAGGCGAGUCUUUUACACCAACGAUUCCUCCGUCUACCAAGCAUAAGAAAUCUGCCAGUUUCUCCCUUAGUUCCUCUUGGCAUGGUCAUUUUCCUAAAAGUGAGAAGGAGAAAUCUCCAUUUUACAAAUGUGUAUCUGAAAAGGUGAGCUUAGCGAAACCAAUGCAGGAAAAUCCAGUGUAUAGUAACCUAGAGGACAUGAAGAUGGGAAAAGGUAUUCCUCCCAGCCCCAACCAUCCUCCUGUCCACAUGAUUGACAACUGGGAGUGCCACUUUGACCCUCUCUCAGGCAGAAACUUCUACAUCAAUACAGAAACCAAGGAGAAAACCUGGAAACCCCCCAGGAAAACAAGGGACCAGACCCCUGUACUGAUCAGUGACCUUCCAUUGGAGCAGAACAGCAUAAGCCCACUAAGCAGCUCACUCUCGUUUAGCAGCCUUCACAGUAUAAGUAAUGAUGGACAAUUGGAUGGGGAGGAGUCUCCGCUACAAAAACUCACCUACACCAAAUCUAUGAUCCUGUCUAAUUCAAGAGUUACAAGGUCGAACCAUAGGAGGAACCUCUCACAAUCUAAUGUUGACAACUAUAGUCAUACACCUUCAGAACUGCAAAGGGUCCCAUCGGUGACUGUCCUGGAUAUUCCCCAUGAGGUGGAAAAGGCAAGCCAGUUAAACAAGACGAAAAUUGCUGAAGGUGGAAGGAAGCUGAAAAAAAACUGGACUACAUCUUGGAUGGUUUUGACAGGAAACAGUCUCAUGUUUUACAAGGAUCCAAAAGUACAGGCACCUUCUGGUUGGAAACCAUCCAAUAGUAAACCUGAAAGCAGCAUGGACCUUAGAGGCGCAACAAUUGACUGGACUCAGGAGAUGUCAAGUAAAAAAAAUGUAAUCCAUCUUCGCAUGGUGACAGGGAAUGAGUACCUUCUGCAGUCUGACAAAGAUCUCUUAAUUCAGGAGUGGUAUGAUGCCCUACAAAGAGUCAUUGAGAGACUGGAAAGAGAAAACCCACUGGAUGACAUCAUUUUAAGGAGAGCGGGUAGUGUGGAGGUCCUGGAUGGCAGUGGUGGGGAGGAAGAAGGUCCUCUGAAAACCAAAGACAAUCGAAAAUUCUCCUUAUCUUGGGUGAGUUCGAAUCCCUCAGGCUUAGACAAAAAGAAAGUGAAAACAAGGCUGAAGAAACUGUUGGUAAGGAGACCUCCACUGCAAACUCUUCAGGAAAAAGGCCUUAUUAAAGAUCAGGUUUUUGGAUGCCGCCUGGAUGCUCUUUGUCAUCGAGAGAACAGUACAGUCCCUAAGUUUGUGUGUAUGUGCAUAGAGGCUGUAAAUGAGCGAGGUCUGGAGGCUGAUGGAAUAUAUAGAGUCAAUGGUAAUUUGGCAACUAUACAGAAGCUGCGAUUCAUUGUUGACAGAGAAAGGGCAGUAACAACGGAUGGACGGUACCUAUUCCCGGAGCAGUUGUCCCAAGAGGAGAAGUUGGACCUCAGUAGCAGUGAUUGGGAAGAUGUCCAUGUGAUCACUGGGGCUUUGAAAAUGUUCUUCCGAGAGCUUCCUGAACCCCUCAUUCCAUUCAGCAUGUUUGACCAGUUCAUAGAAGCAGUCCAAAUUCCAGAUCUUGACGAAAGGAUAGAAACUAUUAAAGAGCUAGUGAGUGUCUUGCCAGAGCCUAACCAUGACACAUUAAAGCACAUAACCUCUCAUCUAAAAAGAGUAAUGGAGCUCUCUGAAGCAAACCGCAUGACCACUCAGAACAUUGGGAUUGUUUUUGGACCAACGUUGAUGCGACCAGAAAAGGAGUUGUUUUCCAACAUUGCAGCAAAUAUGGUAUAUCAGAACCAAGUAGUGGAGCACUUUCUCACUUACUACAAGGAGAUCUUUUCAGAUGGUCCUGAGGAGUAGGGACAGAACUCUGACCUUUAGUUUGUGCAUUUUUCAAGCCUAAAAUCUGUCAUUGAAGAUAUUUUCAAAUUUUGGGACAUUACAAUAAUCUGCAACUGAGUCAGCAAAUAAAUGCAAGCUCCGGAAAUGACCCUUGUCUAAACAGCAUAAUCUAAUUUAGUGGUUGCAGUUUUUACAUUUUGAAAUAUCCAGCGCUGUGUAUACAUGGAAUGCUCUAAAAAUAAAAUAUACUUACAUGGCAAGGGUUGCAGAUAAAAUGAGACUCACCUUUAUAAUGAAAAAAAUAGGAUGGUUAUUGUCCAUUGACAAGUUCUUCUAUAGCAUGGACCACCAGAAAUAAGUCUUGCCUCAAGAUGAGCGGCUAUUAAACAGAAUUAAACACUGGAAGAUACUGUCUUUGGAUUUAUUGACUUCUAUAGCCACUUCAUAUGGACAUUCUAUGCAGCAAGCAAGAAACAUUCUACUGUAUGAAAAAGAAAUGUAUACAAAUACAUACAAAGUAUGGGUCAUUUCUGUGCUUCAGUCACAGUCAGACAACAAUGACACGGUUUUUGAGCCAGACUGAGUAUAAUACAAACUAAUUAAUUAUACUGAUUACUGUAAAGUUUAUAUGACUUCAGAAAUGAUGUUUUCUAGUUCAGAAGAAGACGGUUUCCCUCAACCAAUUAAAAGUAGCUGUGUAUGGAUUUGUGUUUGUAUUGACUGGGUUUGAAGGCUUCUGUUACAUGAGUCAUUUCCAACCACAGUGUCCAUUUGCUUAUAAUCAAUGGGAUAUUUAAUAUUAUCACUUUCCUUUAGGUACCAUUUGUCAUAGCACAAGUAGCACAAGAUUUUUUAUCAGUGUUUAACCUUAAGGGUCAAGGCACAUGCUCAGAUUCGGGAGAUUAGUCGCCCGGCGACAAAUCUCCUCUUCUUCGGGGCAACUAAUCUCCCCAAACUGCCUCCCGCUGGAUAGAGUAUAAAUCGCCGGCGUGAUGGCACUCAAAGCGCUUUGUUUUCUGAAGUUGGCUCACGAGGAAACUUCGGGCGACUUCGGAAAACAAAGCGAUCUGCGUGCCAUUCCGUCUGCGAUUUACAUUCUAGCAGGCAGGAGGCAGUUCGGGGAGAUUAGUUGUCCCGAAGAGGAGAUUUGUCGCCUGGCGCCUAAUCUCCCCGAAUUUGAGCAUAUGCCCUGACCUUAAAGAGUUUUAAUGACUGAACUUUAUCUGCAUUUACUGCCACGUUGCCAUGUUGUCUAUUUGGGCUGCCCAAUGCCCCAUAUUCUUACAAGGGCAGCAGUAGAUAGUGGAAAUGGCAUGAAUAUUGGAUUCAUUUGUAGAAAGUUUUAAAGAGAGUUUGGCCCAAUGGUAUAAGCAUAAGUAACACAGGAUAAUUAUGUAAUGUGAAAUGUAGUCAUCAAGUUCUAUGCAAGUUCUAACUGCAAAAAAAAAUAUCAUAGAAGUCUUGUAAGGUGGUAUAUUAUCUGGUAAAAUUCACAAGUUACUGUUAUGGAAAACAUAAAUAAAAUAAACAUUUAAACCCAUCA
Messenger RNA from Xenopus laevis (African clawed frog), 3981 nucleotides. RefSeq names its product Rho GTPase activating protein 9 L homeolog (gene arhgap9.L). The coding region runs from base 174 to 2456 and encodes 760 amino acids. Gene Ontology annotation, biological process: signal transduction. The transcript is spliced from 18 exons. The record is from RefSeq and is a predicted model, not a curated record. NCBI's taxonomy places the organism in Eukaryota, Metazoa, Chordata, Amphibia, Anura, Pipidae. Gene Ontology annotation, cellular component: cytoplasm. Gene Ontology annotation, molecular function: phospholipid binding; GTPase activator activity.